This is a messenger RNA of Ananas comosus (pineapple), 1357 nucleotides long. Its product is annotated as photosynthetic NDH subunit of subcomplex B 2, chloroplastic. NCBI's taxonomy places the organism in Eukaryota, Viridiplantae, Streptophyta, Magnoliopsida, Poales, Bromeliaceae. Gene Ontology annotation, biological process: carbohydrate metabolic process. Gene Ontology annotation, molecular function: catalytic activity; carbohydrate binding. The record is from RefSeq and is a predicted model, not a curated record. Bases 6 to 1214 code for a protein of 402 amino acids. The transcript has 3 exons.
AAUGAAUGAACGAAACAGCCGUGAAUGUGUGGAGGGUGAAGAGGAGUCAUCCAUCAUCCAUGGCCUCUCUCCUCUCUCUCCGCCUCCCCAACCCAAAGCCCAACUUCUCCGUCAGAGCCUCCUCCUCCUCCUCCUCUCCCACCUCCGCCGCCGCCGCAGCCGCAGCCGCAGCAGCAGCAACAACAAUUCCCGCUCAGUCUCCGUCUCCUCCCCAGGCCCAGCAGGCUCUGGAGGAGACGUUCGGCCGGAAGGGAAUCAAGUUUGCGGAAUCCGGUGGGGUCCCAACCGUUGAGCUGUCGGUGCGGAAUGGGAGCUCUCUGCAUCUCCGCAUACCGGACGGCCUGAUCACGUCUUACAAGCCCAAGGUGUACUGGAAGGACGACGGGUUCACGGAGGUGCUUCACACGGUCUCCACGGCCGAUCUCGGCGCUCCUCCUCCAUCAGUGAGAGGCGGGUUGGGUUUAGUUCUCAAUGCCGCAUCGGAGCCGGCCAAGGGUGGCUCUUCUUGGUCCGCUUCAGAGUGGGCCGUGAAGGACGCCGACUCCGACUCCUUUGAUGCUGUUCAGGUCGAGUUGAGCAGCACGAACGCCGACGGCUCUCUCGAUGUAACGUACGUCGUCUCCCUCUAUCCCGUAAGCAUGGCAACUGCGGUCAUAGUGAAGAAUGUGGGAACACGAGCAGUAAGCUUAACCAGCGCUAUACUGAGCCAUAUCAAGUUUCAUGCCCGGCGCCACUCCGCAAUCCAAGGCCUUAGAGGCUGCUCGUACUGUGCUCACCCACCCCCGGCUUCCUCGUUCGGUCUGUUAUCUCCUUCGGACGCCAUGCAGCCUGACCCUCCCAGUUGGUUUUCUUUCCCGGGUUCUUCACCUAGUGAGCGAACAGAGAACUCUUGGUCUGUCGAAGAAGAUUUAUAUACAUUAUUGAGAGGAAAGUUUAGCCGAGUUUAUGCACCGCCUCCGGAAGAGAGAUUGAAGCGCAUCUAUAGUACUCCCCCUUCUAAAUAUACCACCAUUGAUCAGGUAAGUGGCCUUGGAUUCAGGGUGAUAAGAAUGGGGUAUGAGGAUAUAUACUUAUGUAGCCCCGGCUCUUUCUCGCAAAGGGUCGGGAAGGGAUACUUCAUCUGCACCGGCCCUGCUUCCGUGCUCGUACCUGUGGUUCUAAACCCGGGAGAGGAAUGGAGAGGGGCGCAGGUUAUCGAACACGAUAAUUUGUAAAAUUCUCUCAUGUAUACAUGAAAUUUUACUCUAAUAAUUGCUUUUCGAUUUAAGCUGUGCUUUUCCUUCCGCCAUCUGCUGUGUGCAAUUGUGUUUCUCACCUCCAAGAGAAUCACUUUCUUUAUGUAGAGGGUAUUUUCAUC